CGUCAACCAGCAUUGAUUCGUGCAUGUCCCGUGUUUCAUUGUGAUUUCCUGUCAGGUUUUAUUGUUAUUGUUGCAUCAGAUCGUGGAAAAUGGCAAGCACAGGAGAUACAGCAAAGGCAAAGCGGGUGCAGCCACCAUGGUCUCCGCCAGAAGGAACAGAUGUUUCAAAGCUGCAUCUUUAUAACAGCCUCACACGGACCAAGGAGGUGUUUGUACCACAGAAGGGCAACAAGGUUUUGUGGUACUGCUGCGGCCCCACUGUUUAUGAUGCUUCUCACAUGGGUCAUGCCAGGUCUUACAUUUCUUUUGACAUACUUCGGAGAAUACUGAAGGAUUAUUUCAAAUACGAUGUCUUCUACUGUAUGAACGUCACAGAUAUUGAUGACAAAAUCAUCAAAAGAGCCCGACAGAACUACCUGCUGGAGCAGUAUGGAGAGAAGAAGCCCAGUCCCUCUCAGAUACUGCAGGAUGUGUUAACAGCCCGAACGCCAUUUAAAGCCAAGCUUGCUGAAACUACUGACCCAGAUAAGAAACAGAUGCUGGAGAGGCUGGAUGCAGCAGUGGAUGCUGCCCUUGGUCCCCUACAGAUGUCAGUGCAGAGCAACGCUGCAGGCGAUACACUCCAGAAUCAGGCACAGGUCUUAUUGGAGGAGGCUAAGGAUCUCUUGUCAGAUUGGUUAGACUCCCAAUUUGGGAGCCAAGUGACGGAAAACUCAAUCUUCUCUUUGUUGCCAAAAUACUGGGAGGGAGAGUACCAUAAAGAUAUGGAAGCCCUGAAUGUGACAAGGCAGCUUCGUUUGGCCUUUCUGAUGCAUUCAUGGAAAGACACAUUGGAUUACUCCAACAACACAAUGGAGUCAGCCAUCCAAUAUGAGAGAUUCAUAAACGAGUUCUUCCUAAAUGUUAAAGAUAUUCUGAGGAGCCCUACAGACAUCACUGGCCAGUUUGAGAAAUGGGAAGCUGAGGAGAUUGAACUAAACAAAAGCUUCUAUGAGAAGAAAACAUCAGUUCACGAGGCGCUGUGUGACAACAUAGACACUCGUUCGGCUCUGGAGGAGAUGCGUGCUCUUGUUGGUCAGAGUAACACCUACAUGGCUGCCAGAAGGAGUGCAAAACUACCGCCUAACCGCAUGCUGCUGCAGAGCAUUGCCCUGUAUUUGACCGACAUGCUUAAGACAUUUGGAGCGAUUGAGGGAAGUGAGCCCAUUGGCUUCCCUGUUGGAGGAAACGGACAGAAUGCUGAUUUGGAGAGCACAGUCAUGCCCUAUUUGUCAGUGCUGUCAGAUUUCAGAGAAGAUGUGAGAAAAAUUGCAAGAGAGAAAAAAGUGACAGAAUUGCUGCGGCUGUGUGACGAAUUGCGUGAUGAUACUUUACCUGAGCUGGGUGUCCGAUUGGAGGAUCGGGAUGGACUUCCCACGUCUGUGAAAUUGGUGGACAAAGAAACACUUCUGAAGGAAAGAGAAGAGAGGAAGAAGAUGGAAGAUGAAAAGAAAAAGAAAAAAGAGGAGGCUGCCAGGAAGAAACAAGAACAAGAGAUGGCAAAGCUGGCAAAAAUGAAGGUUAAGCCCAGUGAAAUGUUCCGGUCAGAGACUGACAAGUAUUCCAACUUUGAUGAAACGGGCUUCCCAGCACAUGAUGCUGAGGGAAAGGAGCUCAGUAAGGGACUGGCCAAAAAGCUUCGCAAGCUUUACGAGGCUCAGGAGAAACUGUAUAAUGAAUACCUCCAGUCGACCCAGAACGGGAGCUGAGAACCUGAUGUGUUUAGUCUGAUGUGAACUGUCCGCCCUUACUGUCUGUUGUGAACUUGUCUUGUGUUAAAGGCAGCAAAACUUAAAGACCUCAUCUGUGAGUUUUGGCUCUAUAUGGUAAGGUUUUGCCCAAAUCCUUCUGGUCAUGUUUGGAAGGUUGUUUUUUUUUUAUGCUCUGCGAAGUAUUUUAUGACUAUGGUAUUAAGGGCAUAUACUUUUCAUUGUGUGUUUUCUGCACACAUAGAACAAAGAUGCAAGUAUAUCAGAACUUUUCUAAUAUGGGUUUGGUGUUUAUAUGAUGUAUGCCAGAAAUAUUUAGCUGUUCAUGUGGAAAAGGAUCAAACAUUCAAUGUUUUCAUUAAUGAUUUUUUAAAUCUGGCUGGUCAAAGAGGUGUUUUCUCCAAAACACUGUUUACAGAUCAACUAGUGAUAAAUAUGAUUCCUCCUGAAUCAAAAAAAUCUCAGAUGAUACAGGAAUGAAGGGACUUCAGGUUUGUAGGUUUACAACAAAUGGAAAAACAGAGGCAUACAUAAGAGCACCAAUUAUUUUUAGUGUUAACAUACUCUUUAUAAGAACAUGAAAUUCCAAAAUAAAAAAAGGAUUUUGAAUAAUGU
This is a messenger RNA of Sinocyclocheilus grahami, 2363 nucleotides long. RefSeq names its product cysteine--tRNA ligase, cytoplasmic-like. Gene Ontology annotation, molecular function: cysteine-tRNA ligase activity; ATP binding. The transcript has 17 exons. The coding region runs from base 90 to 1748 and encodes 552 amino acids. Gene Ontology annotation, biological process: cysteinyl-tRNA aminoacylation. The record is from RefSeq and is a predicted model, not a curated record. NCBI's taxonomy places the organism in Eukaryota, Metazoa, Chordata, Actinopteri, Cypriniformes, Cyprinidae. Gene Ontology annotation, cellular component: cytoplasm.